AUGGCUGCAUGUCUUGACAGCAGCAAACACCUUCCGGCUAUGGCGGGCAGCUUGUUAUCCACAAGCUACCGGGAGUAUGCAUGUGGUGUCUUGACGGAUGCCGGAGGCAGCAUAGCCAAUAUCGCAGCAAUGCCUAUUGGAAGGAAAGCAAACAUUGUAGAGCGGUUACAGACAUCCGAUUGGAUAUCCAUAUUCUCUCAAGUCUGCAGGACACGCGCAAUCUGUGAUACCCUUAGUUCGCAGGGGCAGCCACGUUUGUUGUUGGAGACGGUCAUCUCAAGUUUCGGGUUUCUGGCAAACUUCGGCAAAACAGAGCUUGCAAAAUCUUCACACUUCCAGGUGGAAAAUCGUUCCGGUACUAGUAGGCGGACUGUCCGUCGAUGA
Messenger RNA from Pochonia chlamydosporia 170, 384 nucleotides. RefSeq lists its product as hypothetical. Bases 1 to 384 code for a protein of 127 amino acids. The transcript is spliced from 2 exons. NCBI's taxonomy places the organism in Eukaryota, Fungi, Ascomycota, Sordariomycetes, Hypocreales, Clavicipitaceae. The record is from RefSeq and is a predicted model, not a curated record.